Molecule: messenger RNA, 849 nt
Organism: Symbiodinium natans
Lineage: Eukaryota; Dinophyceae; Suessiales; Symbiodiniaceae
Source: the annotation of a GenBank genome assembly
AUGUUUGAUUCGGAGUCCGUCGGCUUUGUCUACAAAACGGACUUGAUCGCUGCAGCUGCAGAUUUAUGGCUUAUAAUCCUCGUCGGCCUUCUGCCAUGUGUGCAACUCGGGGUGGAGAAAUCUGUCAAACUGUCUGCGCUUGGAUUCGAGUGGCCGCCCGGGAUCUGCCACUGCCUUUUUGCUGUGGUUCUGUUUCUGACUGGCAAUGAGGUGUGGAGCUCCCACGCAAACCUACCAGCCCGAUGGCCGCUCCGAGCUGCUGGUGGCUCCAUGUUCAUGGCCAGCGCUUGCAAUUUAGCGUGGUUCACUUUGGAAUCUGGUGCAUGGGGCGUGGAGCUCGUGCCCCAUGAUUCGUGUUUGCUGCUCGCGUUGAUCCACGCAGGGGCUCUGCCCCUAACGAUCGCAUCGCUGAGCAUCAUGUGUGGAGAGACACCUUUGUCUUCACCCACGGUUUGGUUGACGACUUUGUCUGGAAUGGUAUUCAUGGUUGCCGCGAUGCUACAAAGCCUUGCUUGCUUCGCUGUGGCGGUUGCGUGCGCACUUGGUGCAAUAAACGAUAUGUCACGCCUGAUCUUGUUGGAGCAGCGCAUCGUGUGGAGGGCACCAAGGGAAGUGGGGCUCACCCGACCGGUCUUCCAGGCUGUCCGCAUUCUUCAGCCAAUGUGGAUAGCCAGCUUCGCGCUUGAAGUUAUGAUGUUGGCGAAGCCGACUGUGUCGCUUGAUGCGCUGGCGUCUUGGGUCGCCAUUCUAACUGUUGCCACAAGUAGGGUUGCGGUAAGCAGCUCGGCCAACAUCAAGGCCGUGCGUGCGUAUAUGUCUGCGGACGACAUGAGCGAUCGCGCAGUGUGA